AUGGGUCGGAAGCUCAAGUACCACGAGGCCAAGCUCCUCCGCAAGACCGACUUCCUCACCUGGAAGCAGGACAACGGCCACCGCGAGCACGACGUCGUGCGCCGGUACUCGAUCCAGAAGCCCGAGGACUACCACCGCUACAACCGCCUCGCCGGCUCCAUCCGCCAGCUCGCGCACCGCCUGAGCCUCAUGCCGCCCGAGAGCGCCGCCCGCCGCAAGCACGAGCGCCUGCUGCUCGACAAGCUCUACGACAUGGGCCUGCUGUCCUCGACGUCCAAGCUCUCGGCCGUCGAGCACAACGUCACCGUCAGCGCCUUUGCGCGGCGCCGGCUGCCCGUCGUCAUGACGCGCCUGCACAUGGCCGAGACGGUGACGGCGGCCAUCAAGAUGAUCGAGCAGGGCCAGGUGCGCGUCGGCACCGAGGUCGUGACCGACCCGGCCUUCUUCUGCACGCGCUCGCUCGAGGACUUUGUGACGUGGUCGGUGGGCAGCAAGGUCAAGAGGAAUAUCAUGAAGUACAGGGACCAGCUGGACGACUUUGAGCUACUUCAGGCUACAGACCCGGCUGUCGAGCAUUGGGGAUUCCUCGCAGAUUCGAGGGUGAAGGGAGAGGGAGUCGGAAAGGUCCACGCCGACGCCUCCAACUUCGCGGCCGAUAUCACCAAGGAGGAGGCCUAUGAGCAGGUCCUAUCACAGGCUGGAGGACUGUUCGAUGGGCAGAGGAAUUGGGUUUGCAACCUAGCAAACACCUCCUCCCUCCUCUGGCACGCCUUCAAGUCCCUCCCCGCCCCAAGCAACCAAGUAAACUGGGCCGGCUUCUACACCCUAGACCCCCUCUCCCCGCCGGGCAAACCCCAGCUCAUACUGGGGCCCUUCCACGGCAAGGUCGCCUGCGAGGUGAUCCCCUUCACGCGGGGCGUCUGCGGCGCCGCGGCCGCCACGCAGCGGACGCAGGUCGUCGACGACGUCGACAAGUUCCCGGGCCACAUCGCCUGCGACGCGGAGAGCCGGAGCGAGAUCGUCGUCCCCAUCGUCGCCGGCGUCGACGGAGCGGACGGCGGCGGCAGCAGCAGGGUGGUGGCCAUCAUCGACGUCGACUGCGCCGUGCCCGACGGGUUCGACGACGUCGACCGCAAGUGGCUCGAGCGGCUUGCCGAGCUGGUGGGCAGGAGUUGCGACUGGCCUUGA
This is a messenger RNA of Thyridium curvatum, 1188 nucleotides long. RefSeq lists its product as uncharacterized. Bases 1 to 1188 code for a protein of 395 amino acids. Lineage: Eukaryota; Fungi; Ascomycota; Sordariomycetes; Thyridiales; Thyridiaceae. Gene Ontology annotation, molecular function: rRNA binding; structural constituent of ribosome; snoRNA binding. Gene Ontology annotation, cellular component: small-subunit processome; small ribosomal subunit; Mpp10 complex. The record is from RefSeq and is a predicted model, not a curated record. Gene Ontology annotation, biological process: rRNA processing. The transcript is spliced from 6 exons.